AUGCAAGUCGCUGCACUCGGGCUACCGCCUGCGCAUCUGCCCCCGCCCCCACCCUAUCGCAAGCCGGUGCUGGUGACGACGUACAGCCACCUUCCCGACCGCCGCCUGGUCUCUGGCGACGCGAGCAUGGCGUACUUCCGCCCCGGAGGUGCACCUCCGGGUGCAGACCUUACAUACGGCUUCUCCGAGCGCAUCGAGCGAGACGAGGCGCUGGAAGAACACCUCGACGGUAUGUGCUGGGCCCUGCGCGGCGGCGGGGAGCGGCGCGGCGGUGUCGUCAGCUGGCGCGGGAUGAUGACGAGAAUCAUGACGGCGCCGUUCGAGGACCGCGAGGGGUGGGAGAUGAGCGCUCUCGCACUCGACGGGAGUGUGUACCUCGAACAAUACGAGAAUAAGGACAACGUGCAGUAUAGCUAUCGAGCGAAGGAUAAUGCGCAGUGGGAGCUGCAGAGUUACAUGGGAUAUGCGUACGAGGCUUACGCCACACUGCCUGAGGCGGAGGAAGGGCCCGAAGGAUGGUCCGGGACGGUCAACACGAACGUGCAAUGGUGCAACGUGGUGCGAUCCGCGAUUGGUGAGGUACCACUAUUCCUUGGGGGUGAGGUCGACUGUGUACGCGCGCCCGUCGGCGAGCCAAAUCCAGGCCUGGACGCAACGGUCGAGCUCAAGACAAACAAGGUCAUCGACUCUGAGCGUGCUGACGCGAUCUUCCUAAAAAAGCUCUUGAAGCACUGGGCGCAGAGUUUUCUGCUGGGUGUGCCGACCGUCGAUGUCGGCUUCCGGACCGACUCGGGCAUCCUCGUGAGCCGGCACGAGUUCGACACAGCCACCAUCCCGGCCAUCGCAGCGCGAGGCGGCGCACGAUGGGACCCAGCCCCCUGCCUACACUUCCUGCACGCGGUGCUGUCCAUGCUUGUGCGCGAGGUGCUCCCCACGGAUCCGAUGGCCACCGGAGCUGCAGAGGGAACAGAUGGGCUACCUCCGGCACACCUCUUCCGAUUGCGGUUCACGCCACGGCGCGGUAUCGAGCUGGUAUCGCUCGGCCAGGUCGCGCACGAGCCAGGGAAGCGGUGGGGCGGUAUCCUGCCCGCUGACUACGUUGCGUGGCGACUGGGGCAGCAGGAACGUUGA
Molecule: messenger RNA, 1131 nt
Organism: Cutaneotrichosporon oleaginosum
Lineage: Eukaryota; Fungi; Basidiomycota; Tremellomycetes; Trichosporonales; Trichosporonaceae
Source: RefSeq, a predicted model, not a curated record